Messenger RNA from Sus scrofa (pig), 5052 nucleotides. Lineage: Eukaryota; Metazoa; Chordata; Mammalia; Artiodactyla; Suidae. The record is from RefSeq and is a predicted model, not a curated record.
GCCGCCGAACUCCCCAGCCUAGCCGGCUGCUCCUCGAGAGCUGACCCCCACGAGGGACUUGGGCAGCGGGCUGGAGUGACCGUGGCCGGAGGGCAGCCCGCUGUCCGGCUCGCUCCCACGGACGAGCGGGAGUGUGUGGGGGAGGAGGAGCCGCUGACCCAGGCCUCUGGGUGUGACUUGGGAGGACAGCCCAGGGGAAGGGGAACUGUUUCGGCCCCAGGGUGGGGCUAGCGCCCGUGCAGGGCCAGGCAACGUGGGGACAAAGAGCUGAGGGGGAUGUUGGCACUGCGGGGGCAUCACUUGGCAGCGGUGCCCGGAAUGAAUCCGAUAAUCCUACAAGUGGCUUUUUAGGCUUGAAACAUUUCCUGCAGUGUUGGAGAGCCGGGUUUGGCUAUACUCCCCUGGUGGCCUUUGGUAGGAAGUCACCGCAUACCGGCCGGGAGGGAUGGAGACACCCUCAGGAAACCGGUCAGCUUUUUCCUUUCUUGGGCAUUUUUCCAAAAUACUUUUACCGUCCUCUUCCCCCGCGGAGGACGAAGGUGGUGAGCUAAGUGCCUUGGUUAUAGAAGAAAGGUCCCCUGUCACCAGCCCAGAAUAAGCUGAUGCCCGGCUGACUGUGCCGAGGAGAUCCUGGUGUCCAGCGACUGUCUUUGACAAUUAAGGGGUUGUAGUUUUCAAAGCGAAUAGUGGAGGAAAGAAUUUUUUUUUUUUUCAGGAAAUAAACCAGAUAUACGCCAAUGGAAACAAUCCCUUCCCUGAAAGUGAAUGGAACUUCAUUUUUCCUUGGACUUCAGCAUUGUCAGUCUUAUACUGCAGGGUCUCUCCUUGCUCAGGGUGAGCCCCUCCAGACUCCGAAUAGGAGAUCAAGAAUUUGAUUCAUUGCCUGCUUUACUGGAAUUCUACAAAAUACACUAUUUGGACACUACAACGUUGAUAGAACCAGUUUCCAGAUCCAGGCAGGGUAGUGGAGUGAUUCUCAGGCAGGAAGAGGCAGAGUAUGUCCGAGCCCUCUUUGACUUUAAUGGGAAUGAUGAGGAAGAUCUUCCCUUUAAGAAAGGAGACAUCCUGAGAAUCCGGGAUAAGCCUGAAGAGCAGUGGUGGAAUGCGGAGGACAGCGAAGGCAAGAGGGGGAUGAUCCCAGUCCCUUACGUCGAGAAGUAUAGACCUGCCUCCGCCUCAGUAUCGGCUCUGAUUGGAGGUAACCAGGAGGGUUCCCACCCACAGCCAUUGGGUGGGCCGGAGCCCGGGCCCUAUGCCCAACCCAGCGUCAACACUCCGCUCCCUAACCUCCAGAAUGGGCCCAUUUAUGCCAGGGUAAUCCAGAAGCGAGUCCCUAAUGCCUACGACAAGACAGCCUUGGCUUUGGAGGUCGGUGAGCUGGUAAAGGUUACGAAGAUUAAUAUGAGUGGUCAGUGGGAAGGGGAGUGUAAUGGCAAACGAGGUCACUUCCCAUUCACACAUGUCUGUCUGCUGGAUCAACAGAAUCCCGAUGAGGACUUCAGCUGAGUAUAGCUCAACAAACAGUUUUGCUGACAGAUGGGAACAAUCUUUUUUUUUUUUUCCAAUUGCCAUCUAUACAGUUUUCUUACAGAUGUCAAAGCAGUCUAGUUUCUAUAAGCAUUCUGUUACCUGUGAUCUUUUUCAGAUUGAACUGCUCCAUUCCUAGUCUCAUUUACCAUAUUCAGGGUACGAAACUGGAGGGCUUGUGUGUUAACUUCUGAAUUGACAAUUUUAGGUGGUAGCAGCGUUGCCUGAGUAUAUCUGAAGGGCUAGGUAGCUCGCCUCCUUUCUCUCAGGCGAAACAAAUCAACCUGUGGAAAACUGCUGGACAGGAGAGGAGUGUUGCAUACUGCUUACCCUGAUUUAGUCAGUGGUUUUAUUUUCAUUCUGAAACCAUGCUAUCAAAUGGCAAUAGACUGUUCCCUUCCACCCCCGUGAAGUAAUCAUGCACCGUGUGAAUAGUACCCAGUGGGAUUGCUUUUUCAUUUAUAGAACAUGACCAUUGUAUGACUCAUUCUGACAGUUCAAAUCCUGAGAAUUCUGAGGACACUACUAGAGGCAUUUGUCUUCCUUCCCAGUCAAUGCUUCAUACUUUUUCUUGGGAUUCUUUCAAGCCUGGUCAUUCUUUUCCCCAAAACCUACAGAUAGGUUAUUUCUCAAGAUAAGUGUUUAUUUUCAUUCCAGAUGAUAAGCAGGAUGUGCAGAGCACUUUAUUCAGUGCAUAGCUUUAAGCCAGUAUUGGAUUCACUGCAUGGACAGCCAGACUCCCAGCUCUCCGCCUUCCCUCAAGGGGUCAAAGUAGGUUCACAUUGCUACCACAGCUAAAUAGACUCGCGGCUAGUGGGAUCCAGCAGGGCCGUUUCUCCCGAGUGCCAGUAUCCUCUUAGGGGUCUCUUUGGAAUUCUUAGCUUCUACUUGGAGUGGAAGGACCAAUCACUUAAGAAUAUUCCAUAGAAGGUUGGGGGGCCAAAUUCUGCCCUUUUGCUUUAUGUACAACUUGUAUAAAAGUCAAAUUAAAAUUACGUGAGUUUGGGGAUAGGGUUAGUGCUUUGAAAAAUGUUUGAACCAAUCACAAAUUACUUACGUAUUAUUCAUUUCAUAUGGCCAGAAUAGUGCUUAAAGUACAUUACAUUAUAAACUGCCUUCAUUUUGGGCUCUUUUUCUUUGUGUUCAAGUUUAGUUUACAAAACCUUUUAAGUGUGGAAUGAUUCGUUUAUAUGGGGUUAGGCGCUCCAAAGAAUAGACUUCUGAGACCAAAAAUGAUCUAGGCUAUUUAGAUUACAGUUUGAAUCUUUCAAAGUUAGUUCGCAGUCCGGAGGCAGUUACUAUCUAUAGUGUGAUAUGACCAAUAGAAACAUGUUUUUGCUUUUGGCCUCAUUUUGGAAAAGUAAUGUAUCUUUCCAAUUGUUUUGCAUAGGUUAAGAUUAAUUUGCCUUCUUUGAACAUAGGCCAAAUCAUGGUAUCCCAGCGACUAGCACAGUGCCUGGCACAGUCAGCGUACAGAUGUUUGUGUGAGUGAAUGAGGGGUGUGCAGAAGCUCAUUAUAUGGCACAGGGAAGCCAGCUGGCACAGGAUUUACAUACAUUACCACAAGCGAACUAAUGAGUUAUGCUAAUUUAAUAUAUUUUUACCUCACACUAAGGUAAUGCUUGAUAAAGACAUUAGUGCUCGACUUUUAAAAUGUUAGCACAGUGCUGUGCACAUAGUGGGUGCUCAAUAAUAUUGAAUGAACAGAUUUGCAAUACUAGACUUCAUUCCAUCUGACUACUCUGUUAAAUUUUCAGUUAGAGCAUAGAUACUGUAAAAUCCAAAUACACGUUAAAUCUUGUUUUCCUGAAAGUAUGACAUCUAAAAUAUUUGUAGAAAAGCUUUGUCACAACUGAGUUGAAUGUUUGUAUUUUCUUUUGCCUUUGACUUUGAUAUUGGCUUGUAAUGUCUCUUCAUCAUAUGUAAUAUUGGUGGAACAUGCAACUCCACCCAAAUCAUGAGAAUUUCUUAACCGUCGGUUGUCCAAAGCCAUUACAUGAACUCUUGGGUUGGAUUUGGCUGGGUAUAGCAGUUAUUGGACCUUAAGAAAUCAAAGGACUUCGUAUAAGUAUAUUUGAAAAGCAAAUGCUAGAAUCUUAUUCAAGUGCAUAUGUACAUUGUCACAGAGCAAAAUGAACUGAAAUUGGCUGCUAUAUUUUAUAUAAUAAUUUCUGCAAAAGCCCAUUUUUUGGAUACUAAUAUUUGACAUGGUUAAUUCUUAUUAAUUUGUUGGAAUUGUUUAUUGUUAAUAAUGCAAAUAGAUAAUUUUUAAUUAUCCUUAAGUAACAUUUCACUAUUAAUGGUUUGAAAUGGGUGAAAAGCAAACCAAUUUGAAAUAAAAUAUGAACAUGUGCCAUUGUAUUAUAACACUAUACACUUUCUUGACAGUUAAAUUUUAAAAAAAUGUGUUUUUUGUAGCAUGUAUUGUAUAUGUUUAUAGUAUAUGUAGUAAAUAAAAAUAUGGCCAAAUAUUUGGCUUGGUGAUCUUUUGAAGAAAGUAAUCUUUGAAUAUUUUUCACAAAAGAGCUAAGUCUUUUAUGCUUAGGGAAUAAGAAUUGUGUGUACGCCACAGCCAACAAUCAGAUAAGCAGAUAAAGAAACAAUCAUACACACUCUGUGGGUACUUAUCAAAGAUUGGUGAUAUUUUGAAGGGUCUCCAGAAGUCAUGAAAUAUUGAUUUGAGGGGGCUAUAAGAAGAAUGAUUAUGUGAAGAUUUGAAAAGGUGGAAUAAUGCAGAUAGAUAAUAUCAUACUUGUCCAGGAAUGGUUAUAAUGUGAGUGUAAAAAUAUGAAUGUGGUAUAGGAGGCUUUGUAGAGUAAAUGAGAAGUGUGGAUGAUGUACAGUAGGUUUUUAGAAUGUUAGGGUAGAUAUUUAAUUUCUCCUUUUGUAUAUAAGUAGCACUUUUACAGGGUAGACAACUUAGGAAAUUCAAAAAAGGUUUUGGGAGUUCCCGUCGUGGCUUAGCGGGUUAUGAACCUGACUAGUAUCUGUGAGGAUCCGAACCCUGGCCUCACUCAGUGGGGUAGUAAGGAUCUGACAUUGCCACAAGCUGUGGUGUAGGUCACAGAUGUGGCUUGGGAUCCCUUGUUACUAUUGCUGUCGUGUAGGCCAGCAGCUGCAGUUACGAUUCUACCCCUGGCCUGGGAACUUCCAUAUGCUGCAGGUGCAGGCCUGAAAAGAAAAAAACAAGGUUUAGCAUUAUGUUCUUCCAUUCCUUUCUCAAAGCACAUGUAUAUUUAAAUGCAUAAAAGGUUGACAUUAUACUCCAUAGUCUGUGUACUGUAGGUGGUGAAGUUUUAAAAUGAAAAUGACAAGCUUUUCCAGUCAUUAAUACAAUAUAUUCUGCCUUGGACCCAAAACAAAGCAUCUAGUUAAUGCUGUAGUCAGAGCAGAGUAUCAACCCAGAGUUAGAUAAAACGACUGCAAAGGAGCCAGCUUUGGCGUACACAUGAUUGACAGCAAGUUGAUUUACGUAGGUUUCCACUUUUUAUCGGUAAGAAAUAAACUGUCAAAACCUUGUGAUAA